AUGAUUGCGGAAGAUCACGGUAUUGGACCUGAUGGUAUAUAUAGUGGUAGCUCGGAAUUACAGCGGGGACGUAUGGAAGUGUUUUUUAGAGAAACGGAAGAGAAUAAACAUUUUCCUCGUGCCGUAGUUGUUGACUUGGAAUCAGAUUCACUGAAUGCGGUGCUUCAAUCGACCCAUCGAGCGUUGUUUCAAGGAGACAAUUUUGUGUCUGGUAGAGGUGGUACUGGUAACAUCUGGGCUAAAGGAUUUUAUGGUGAAGGAAGAAGGUAUAUUGAUGAGGUAUUGGAAGUGAUUCGAAAAGAAGCGGACAUCUGUGAAGGUUUACAGGGUUUUAACGUAGCUCAUUCUCUUUGCGGUGGUACAGGUUCCGGAUUUGGAGCGCUUAUCAUCGAAAAAAUACAUGAGCAAUAUCCAAACCGUCUUAUAUCAACAUUUUCAACAGUCUCAUCUAAUAGGUUGUUGGGUGUUAUGAAGCAACCGUAUAAUACGAUUUUAUCCUUGCAACAUCUGGCGGAAAAUGCGAACAUAACAUAUUGUAUUGACAGUGAUGGACUUCAUGAUAUUAGUCGGCGUAUGCUGCGAACUCGUGAACCAAAUAACGAUGAUCUUAAUCAUCUAGCAUCCAUGGUUAUGUCCGGAAUAACCGGUUUCUUGCGUUUUCCUGGACAAAUGGAUUGUGAUUUGCGUACACUAGUUAGCAAGAUGAUUCCGUUUCCGGAACUACACUUUCUGACUCCCAGCUUCAUUUCAUCGGCUACUCUCAAUACCACUGCGCCCAGCAUUAAUGUCUGGCGUUUGGUCCGAGAGCUGUUUCACAGACGUAAUAUGAUAACAACAUGUGGUAUAGCACGUGGUCAUUUUUUUUCCAAUGCUUUGGCAAUGAUACGAGGAAACAUAUCAGAGCCUGAGGUUACAGCCAGAAUUUGGGAUGUUCGAUAUCUGAUGGCUCCCGGAUUGUCGCCGGAUAACAUCAGUUUGGAUAUCUACAAAUUACCCGCUCAUGCGACUGCAUUCAGUGGUACAGUUCUUGGCAAUACUACUGCUGUCAAAGAUGUGCUUGCGGACAUCGAAGCACAUUUCCGAACGCUGUUUCACAGCAGAGUCUUUCUUCACUACUAUACCGAUGAGGGUAUGGAAGAAACAGAUUUCGCUGAAGCAGGAAAUUAUAUCAGUAAUUUGGUCGGAGAGUAUGCUAAUUAUGAUAGAAUCAUGGAUCGUUUACAAAGCAACCGGUG
This is a messenger RNA of Acanthocheilonema viteae, 1235 nucleotides long. The record is from the annotation of a GenBank genome assembly. Lineage: Eukaryota; Metazoa; Nematoda; Chromadorea; Rhabditida; Onchocercidae.